AAUCGAGAUACCCGAGGUCUCCGCUUACUGUUGCCAGACGUAUUUGGUUUCCGGGCUUGUUGGAUGUGGUUGGAUGCGGUCGUAAGAUGACGGAUGAUGAUGGGCUUCUUCGAGGCUGGCUGAGAAUGCCUGUGGCGUGUUGCUCACUCUUCCCGUCUCUUUCUGCGUUUGGGUGCCUUCUUCUUUGCCUCUGCCUGCGCCUCUCCCUCUCUCUCACUCUCUCUCUCACUCUCUCUCUCACGUUAACUACCUACCUACCUAGGUUUGGAAUAGGCAAGGUGUAUGUUCUGUCCUGCUCUGCUCUGCCCUGUAUUGCAACAUUUCGCGACCCGUGUCUGCAACGCUUUCCUGUAACCCGUCGAAUCGUAGGUAGUCCAGAGACGCGCCAAGGCGAGGUACUGCGAGGUACUGGGCUGUUCGCAGGCUGCUCGCAGGCUUACCUACCUGAUACCGAUUUCGUGCGUGCGCCCGGUAGGGAUCAAUUGAGUAGCUCGUUUCACCAUCAGAAUACGAGAUGGACCAAAUUCUCUACCAGAUCGUGCUGCGCGACCUGAGAAAUAUUGCAGGACUGCCUGUGUGGCGUGAAUUCUCAUGAUGCACCGUCGAUAUGCUGACACGUCAGGCGUGUUGCGCACCGUGACAGUGAUAAUCGGAGAGAAAAUCAUAAGUUUCGACAGCUUGCAACUCGCUAGGCGAAACGGCGGCCGAUGGAAGAAGCUAUUUGGGCUGCCUGUCUCGUCGCCCGAGAGCCGGAGAGAGAAUUCACAUUCUCCAGCGUCCGGGCCGAUCCCGAAGCUCAUCCGCUAUUAUGCACCACGCAUUUCAGAUGAG
Molecule: messenger RNA, 831 nt
Organism: Durotheca rogersii
Lineage: Eukaryota; Fungi; Ascomycota; Sordariomycetes; Xylariales; Xylariaceae
Exons: 3
Coding region: 87-554 (155 amino acids)
Source: RefSeq, a predicted model, not a curated record